AUGUGGCAUAGGACUGUUAUCGCACUAACACUGAAGCUUCACUGCUACAGAUCGGGACGAUCACGGCUAAUGGAUUCGUUGGGAUUUUAUUUGAAUGACGACAGGCGACGCCACCAAAUGCAGCGUUCAGAUAUGUUUGAGGUGGCCGCCGAACUGAAGAGUAAAAGUGAUGAGAUUGUUGGACAGCAAGAACUGGAACAGAGCCCGCAAUACAUUGACUGGCUACAGAAAUGGGAUAGUUUCCUUGUAAAUUCAGCGACGCGUACUUUGAAGCCGAGCGCCGAACUGAAAAAUUUGGUCAGAACGGGUGUACCAAAAACUUAUCGUCGCAGAGUUUGGCGGAGUCUUAUCAACUAUGUUGUGAGCGAUCAACAAGCUGACCUCGGCAACGGCUAUUACGAAACACUUCUUCGAAAAGUGAAUUCCAUUGACAGUGCAACUGCUGAAAACGACAGUGCUUUAAAGCAGAUAGAUCUGGAUUUGGCGCGAACAUUACCCACAAACAGGUAUUUUGAUGAGCCCACAUCUGAAAAAAUUGUUAUUCUUCGUCGCGUACUUUAUGCAUAUCGCUUCCACAAUAAAUCUGUUGGAUACUGCCAGGUACUUUAG
Gongylonema pulchrum is the source of this 609-nucleotide messenger RNA. The record is from the annotation of a GenBank genome assembly. NCBI's taxonomy places the organism in Eukaryota, Metazoa, Nematoda, Chromadorea, Rhabditida, Gongylonematidae.